AUGCUUUCAACUUCUGCGACUGCUAUGAAUUUUUACAAGGUUACUCCGGUCAAAGAAUGGACAUGUAACAACGUAAUGAACUAUUAUUGCGAGGAGUUAAAUAUAUUAAAAAAAGCAAACAUUCUAGACGAUAUAAAGAAAAAUCUUCAGAAGGUAGCAAAGGUUAAUUCUGGAUUCGACGCGACGUGUAGAAUAAAAGUCCAAGAACUUAUUGAUAAUUGGAAGAUUUUAUUUGCCAAGGAUUGGGUUACCUUAGUGAAAAAAAUACAUAGAUCAAGUCGAAUUAACAAAAAGAUUGAGUUUGUUGAUGAUAGUCAAAAGCGUUCUCUGGAUAAUUAUGAACAGAUGGAUGAAGAAGCAUUGGCGAAGAAGGCAAAACUUGAUGUUGAAGCGGAAGAUACAAAUCCUAAUGCAAACCUUGUUUGCGAUAAGAAUAGAUUUAGAUUAUUAAUUUUGCAACAUACCUCAUUAUCAAAUAGUAAUCAAACUUCUCAUGAAACAAAUAAUUUGGUUGAAGAGAAGAAUACAGAGGAAUUCAUCGAGAUGAAACAAAAAGAUUUUAGAGAUUGUGGGCUAGAAAUGAGGCCAACGAUGAGACUUGCAGACCUUUCUAAAGAGCUUAAUGACCAAAAUAAAGAUUCAAAACUCAAUAGAGAUCUCUGUAAACUCCUUAAUGGUAGAAAUAAGAGUAUUUGUGCCAAAUUUCAAAAUAUUAAGGGAGAUAUAGAAAAGAUUAGACAUCAGAUAGAAAAGAUUGAUAAUACAGUGAAAAGUCUUGAACAAAGAAAUGAUAUCGAAGGAAGUGAAUUUGGCUACUAA
Molecule: messenger RNA, 819 nt
Organism: Funneliformis caledonium
Lineage: Eukaryota; Fungi; Glomeromycota; Glomeromycetes; Glomerales; Glomeraceae
Source: the annotation of a GenBank genome assembly